Messenger RNA from Aegilops tauschii subsp. strangulata, 3629 nucleotides. RefSeq lists its product as uncharacterized. The record is from RefSeq and is a predicted model, not a curated record. Lineage: Eukaryota; Viridiplantae; Streptophyta; Magnoliopsida; Poales; Poaceae. Gene Ontology annotation, molecular function: protein binding; mRNA binding.
GCGAGGCUGUUGCCGACGGGCCCUGAGCUCGGCCUGCUUCCCCUCUGGCUCUCUCCUCCUCAGUUGAAAGGGUUUAAACCCCGACCACACGCAGCCGCCGCCGGCGAUCCUCCUCCCUCCUCCCAUGUUGUACGCCGCCGUGGCAGCUCCGCGGAGGCACACGGAAGCUCAACGCGAGGAAAGCCCGAGCUCGACGCCCUCCACACAGUAGCCCGCGGAGCGCGCCCCCGCCAUGAGACCCUGCCCCUUCGGAUGCGCUUCCGACCGCCCAUUCCCCUGCGCCUCCUCCUGCCUCAACUGUGGCGCCGCCCUUCGCUUCCUCCCGCGCAUCUGCCUAGGCCCAUAUCCUCAUAUCCCUCCGCGGCAGCCGUGGCGGCGGCAACGGAUUCCGAGGAGGAUGCCGUGGUUGCUAGGGAUCCACGGCUAGCGCCUCAUUUUGUGGGCGGGGCAGGAGGGUCGCCUAGGUUUGGGGAGAACAAGACGGAGUUCGAGAGAAAGGCCUCGAUUGCCGCGCGGUUCAAGCUCUGCUAUGAACUGCUGCGGCAGAGGAGGUGGCGGGAGAUGCGGGGCGGCUUGGCGCAGAUUGUCAGCGAACAAGGAUCCGGGUCUGCAGCCACUCUCUGUGAUAUCUUGUGGAGUGAGUUCAGAGAGUAUGAUUCCAGCGGUGUUGUAUGGGAUGCUCUAGCAAAUAGUUAUGCAAGAACUAAGAUGGUUCAUGAUGCUCUUUACGUUCUCAGUAAAAUGAACAGCCUGAAUAUGCAAAUAUCAGUUUCCACCUAUGAUAGUUUAUUGUAUGGUCUACGGAAGACAGACGUGGCAUUGGAGCUUUUUGAUGAAAUGGAGGCAUAUGGUAUCUCUCACAGCGAAUAUUCACAUAGCAUUCUCAUCGAUGGCCUCUGCAAGCAAAAUAAAGUUGGAGAGGCUUUAUCUUUCCUUCAAGAGGCAAGGGAAGGGGGAACGUUUAGACCAUUGGGAAUGUCCUUUAACACUCUGAUGUCUGCAUUGUGUAAUUGGGGAUUUAUUCAGCCUGCAAAAUCGUUUUUAUGUCUGAUGCUGAAGUAUGGAUUAAACCCUAACAGGUAUACCUAUUCUACUCUUAUACAUGGUCUGUGUAAAGUAGGUUCCCUAGAUGAAGCAGUGGAUCUUCUUGAGAGAGUGACAAAAGAAGGAAUGAAACUCGAGACUGUCACCUACAACAGCCUUAUUAAUGGUUAUCGAUUGCUUGGUUUGACAAGAGAAAUUCCUAAAAUAAUUCAGUUUAUGAGAUACCAAGGGAUUGAACCUGAUCUUGUUACUUAUACCAUACUUAUUGCUGGUCAUUGUGAAGGUGGUGAUGUUGAAGAAGGGAUGAAGAUAAGAAAGGACAUCCUAGACAAAGGGCUGCAGUUGAAUAUUGUCACAUACAGUGUCCUUCUCAAUGCUCUCUUCAAAAAGGGUUUGGUCUAUGAGGUUGAGAACUUACUUGGUGAGAUAUAUAGUAUUGGUCUAGAUAUGGAUGUUAUUGCAUAUUCCAUUCUCAUCCACGGGUACUGCAAGCUAGGGGAAAUUGAAAGGGCACUAGAAGUUUGUGAUGCCAUGUGCUGUUCUCAGAAGGUAGUGCCAACCUCACUGAACCAUUUAUCAAUUCUUCUUGGACUUUGCAAGAAAGGACUUCUAGUUGAAGCAAGGUGGUAUUUGGAAAAUGUAGCUAGCAGAUAUCAGCCAGGUGAUGUAAUACUUUAUAAUGUAGUUAUCGAUGGUUAUGCAAAGGUUGGUGAUAUUGGUAAUGCUGUCCGUCUGUAUGAUCAGAUUGUUGUGGCUGGUAUGAAUCCAACCAUUAUCACAUGUAAUUCUCUUCUGUAUGGCUAUUGCAAAUUUGGGGAUUUACACGCUGCAGAGAGCUAUUUCAGGGCUAUUGAGAUAAGUAAUCUGGUGCCAACAACAGUAACAUACACAACCUUUAUGGAUGCACUCUCUGAAGCUGGAAAAGUUGACACUAUGCUCAGUUUUUUUUAUGAAAUGGUGGAAAAAGGGAUCAAGCCAAAUGCUGUAACUUACAGUGUUGUUAUUAAAGGACUAUGUAAGCAGCUCAGAUUCCGUGAUGCUAUCCAUUUUCUGGACAAUAUGGAUGGAGCUGACCCAAUAACUUACAAUACGCUUAUACAAGGAUUUUGCGAAGCACAGGACAUCCAGAUGGCUUUCUGCAUACAUGACCGUAUGUUAUGCUGUGGUCUAGUGCCCACACCUGUUACUUAUAACUUGCUUAUCAAUGUGCUGUGCUUGAAGGGUAAAGUUUUUCAAGCAGAAAUGCUAUUGGAAUCCCUCAGAGAAAAGGGCAUUGAAUUGAGAAAAUUUGCAUACACAACAGUAAUCAAAGCUCAGUGUGCAAAAGGAAUGCCUUACGAUGCCAUUUCAUUAGUUGGUAAGCUUAUUGAUGAUGGUUUUGAAGCUUCUAUUGAAGACUUCAGCGCUGCAAUCAAUCGACUUUGCAAAAGGAAAUUUCCUAAAGAAGCCGUCAUGUUCAUUCCGAUUAUGUUAUCUGUUGGUGUUUUCCCAGACAUGCAAGUUUAUUUUGUGCUUGCUAGAGCUCUGCGAAAAAGUAACAUGCUUUGCUAUAUACCCAUAUUGCAUGCACUUUCUGUCAAAACUGGUAUAUAGUACCCUGAUCAUGUAUUGAGAGUUAAAGACUUGGAGGUUCUGUGUCCUCAAAUGUUUGUAUAGAUGAGGAUUGAGGACAACAUGGGCUGCAUGUAACCACAGGACAGUGCAGUUAUGCCAAGGCGUAAGGACCAUCGAUGUUUAGUAGUAUACAACAGUUGAAAUACAUCUGGUUCACUCAAGAUUGAACUGCAUUAAGGUGAGCCGUCACCAUCACCCAGCCCUACCUCGUCGCUGGCUGGAGUAACAAGUUAGGAAACAAUCUGAAUGUGAAUCUACCAGUUGCGGUGGUGGUCAUGGAGCCAGCCAAUUAAGCGUAAUUGGGGGAUGACAGAGGUGCAAAUGUUUUUGCUGUUUCAGUCUACCCCUAUAAUGCUGGUACAACAUUGAGAAAUGACUUACAGAUGCUGCAAGUGCGGGGAUAUGUACUUCCAACGGCACAGAAAGAUGCCACCGAACCAGUGGAACAUCAGCACUGUAACAACAAUUUUACUUUGCUAUUCAACGGUCACUGUGCGAGCAUCCUCACGGAAAACCAAGUCGAUCCCAGGAAAUCCAUGAAGCAUGAGCGUACUUGUCGGAUGUAAGAGGACAUUGCCUGAGGCUAGGCAUCUUAUCUGGGCAGAUUGGUCCAUAAUCUUGUGUAAGAUUUCUUCCUUGGAGCUAGCAUCUCCUGAGAUCUAAAUGAGCAAUCUGGUGCAUCACCAAAAGCCAAAACUUGAGGGAUCGGUACAUGGGUGCUGGCCUGUUGUUAACACUCCUCAGCGCACGUUCCUGUCAGUUUUCGUCCUUGAUGUGCUCUAGUCGUUUUCGAUCCUUUACUGAGCGAGGCUCCGCGUUUUAUGCAGUUUUUCGCGAUUGCAUGUGUGGCUGUUGAUCAGGUACAGUUUUCUGUUGUUGAUGUAUGUUGUAAUCAGAUCAUGCUUACUGGUCAGAGACAACAGUUGUUUGUAUUAAGAAGAGGUAUGAAAUCAGUGAUGUGGAUUGUUGAA